Heterobasidion irregulare TC 32-1 is the source of this 180-nucleotide messenger RNA. RefSeq lists its product as uncharacterized. Bases 1 to 180 code for a protein of 59 amino acids. The transcript has a single exon. NCBI's taxonomy places the organism in Eukaryota, Fungi, Basidiomycota, Agaricomycetes, Russulales, Bondarzewiaceae. The record is from RefSeq and is a predicted model, not a curated record.
AUGCUUGCUUGUUCAUGGAUCCGUGCUGUUGCCGAGGCCCGAACGCAAUAUGAUGCACGUUCCUGCAUGUCCAUGCCUGAAAUGCUUAUUCUGCGUAAUCCUACCGAGGCUGCUACGGCAUCACGGCGGCCGAGGUCAGGCAACUCCGAAUCGAAGGAUGAUCUUUGGACAUUGACGUAG